Messenger RNA from Nelumbo nucifera (sacred lotus), 1433 nucleotides. Its product is annotated as isoflavone reductase homolog. Lineage: Eukaryota; Viridiplantae; Streptophyta; Magnoliopsida; Proteales; Nelumbonaceae. Gene Ontology annotation, molecular function: oxidoreductase activity. The record is from RefSeq and is a predicted model, not a curated record.
CUGGGCAAACGGAUUGUCAAGGCAGCCUUAACCAAGGGCCAUCCUACCUACGUCCUUCAACGGCGAGAGAUAGGUCUGCACAUGUAUACAUUAAUUCCUUUAUUUGUAAAGGAAUCAACCUAACCUAAUUAAGCUAAACCGAAUAGGUUAUAGCUAGCUUAUUCCAUCUCCAUCUACUGAAGUGUUUGGUGCCUGAAAGAGAAUAGAGAAUAUGGAAAAGAAGACGAAGAGAAAGAUCUUGGUUGUAGGGGGAACUGGGUACCUGGGCAAAAGGAUUGUGAAGGCAAGCUUAGCCCAGGGCCAUCCUACUUACGUCCUUCAACGACCAGAGAUAGGUCUUGACAUUGACAAGCUCCAGAUGCUGCUGAGUUUCAAGGAGCAGGGGGCGCUUCUCAUCUCUGCUUCCUUCUCUGAUCACCAAAGCCUUGUGGAUGCUGUCAAACAAGUUGACGUGGUAAUUUCCACCAUGUCUGGUGUGCAUUUCAGGAGCCACAAUCUUCUACUGCAGCUUAAGCUUGUUGAUGCCAUCAAACAAGCCGGAAAUGUUAAGCGGUUUUUUCCAUCAGAAUUUGGCAUUGAUCCGGCACGGAUGGGACAUGCAAUUGAGCCAGGAAGAGUUUCAUUUGAUGAGAAGAUGGCAGUGAGAAAGGCAAUUGAGGAAGCUGGGAUUCCCUUCACCUAUAUCUCUGCAAAUUGCUUUGCUGGUUACUUUGCAGGGAGCCUAUCGCAGCUUGGAACACUCAUUCCUCCUAAGGAAAAUAUACACCUCUAUGGAAAUAACAAUGUAAAAGCAAUUUAUGUAGAUGAAGAUGACAUAGCAACAUACACCAUUAAAACUGUAGACGACCCACGUACACUGAACAAGACAAUCUACAUCAGGCCACCAGAAAACAUCCUCUCGCAUAGAGAGUUGAUUGGAGUUUGGGAGAAACUAAUUGGCAAAGAACUAAGCAAGUCCAGCAUAUCUGAAGAAGAUUUUCUAGCUUCCAUGAAAGAUUUAGACUAUGCAAGUCAAGUGGGAGUGGGGCAUUUCUACCAAAUCUUCUACGAAGGUUGCUUAACAAACUUUGAUAUAGGAGAAGAAGAAGAAGCUUCAAAACUGUAUCCGGAAGUCAACUACACCAGAAUGGAUGAAUACCUGAAACGCUAUGUGUAGAAAACAAGACAGAAACACACCAUGCAGCAGCUAAUAAAGAUAGAAUAAAGUCCAUGUGCAAAAGGGCUCUCUGAUAUAACCAAGAAAAGUGCUACCAUGUCUGCAUUUAAGCUGUGCUUUCCAACUCCACAAGAUUGGAAAUGAUCUUCACUCUACUUUCUUUUUCUUUGUUCAUUGGUCCUGUUUUGAUCCAUCCAGACAUGUUUUCUGAUCAUCAGACAAAACAACAUUUGGCUCUAGUAGUUACAAAAGUUUGUGAGAACGAUUGAUUUCUUCA